AUAAAUGUCCCCGCCGUAUUCAUUGAUAUAUGAAACCUACUGACAUAUCUCCUCAUAUUGACAAUAUUGAAUAAUCAAGCAAACUCAUAACAACUCCAGAAUGACCACUUUAAAGCCGCCAACUGAAGAAAUGAUUUCUCCUGUUAUGUCUCACAUGAUGGUAAAAGAUGAAGGAUCUCAAACUCGUUUGCCGAAGAUUUCAAUUCAGGAAAUUUCUCGGCUCUCAAGUGCAACUAGAUUCGAAGACGAAAAACAUGAGUCCAUCGAAAACUUCGAACCUGAGGAAGUGGUUUCUAAAGUGACAACUCUAUUCAGCGGGGAGGAUGUUCACAGUGUUCGUAGUAGUGAUGAAGCGGAAAUGGCCCAGCAAUGUCUUUCCUCUGUCGAGUGGAUUUUCGAUACAAGCACUACAGAUGUUGGCGCAAUUGAUCUGGCUUUUCCGGAAAAUUUGGAUCCUAAGUUCAAAGAAGUCGAAUGCCUUCCGUUGAGCUAUUUUACUUUGAAUGCUAAGGAACGACUGUUAUUGGCUUUUGCGGAGAACUUUCGAAGACAGUUUGUGGUGAGCCCGGAGUAUGCAGGCAGACGACCAUUGGUUUUGGCACCGAAGAAUGAGUGUGGAGUACAGAAGUUCGUCUGUACGACGAUCAAACCAACGCCAUUUCUUAUACCGAAGAUCAUUGGAAGUUGGGAGGAAUGUGCUUCAUUUGUUGCUGAUUUUAUAAUCUAUGAACCCUUGGAGAAUCCACUACAGUUGCCACCUCGCUUAAUUUCGCCGGAUACAUUGCUUCGCCAAAGGCGUGGCAACUGCUACGAAAUGGCCACCCUUCUUUGCAGUAUGCUCACAGGAGCUGGGUUUGCGGCCAUGGUAGUUUCUGGCUGUGCAACAAUCGAAACUACCCUUAAUGAUCAACGGCGUGUACCUUGUCCAUUUGUUCCUGAGGAUCCAGUACUGGAACCGGAGUCACCGGCACCAAUGAAUAAGAAUAAAUACGAAUUAAGGGGACCUCCUGAUCUCCGAAGUAAAUUCAUGGUUGAGCUAGAAGAGAAAGCUCUACAAAAAGAAUUAGAAGAAGAGGAACGACGAUUGCAGGAGGAGAGAGAUAAGUCCGAGGAACUUGCAAAGAGACCUCCAGACAGAUUUUUUGGGCGAAGAAUGCAUGCAUGGGUAGCUAUUAUCGAAAACGCUCCGUGGUGCUACAAACCUCGCCCGAAAGUAUAUAACGAUGAGGGUGAAGAGAUUAUUCCAGACCCUACCGCGUUCUUCAUAGAACCAAGUACUGGAUUUCGACAUGAGACUUCAUCACCAAAAUAUUUACGAAUUGAAAGCAUUUGGAAUCAACAUAAUUAUUACAUCAACCGCCAAGAACCCACUGAAAACCUCCUCGCAGACAUGAGGUGGGAUUUAAAGAACACUGACCACUGGGAACACUUCCUUCCAGCUGAACCCUUUGAGCUUCGUGUUGGAGAAUCCAGAGAUCAGGAUCUUGAACCUGGGAAUCAAGCAACCCUUCUAGUGGAGAAGCAUCUCGAUAUUUUGCCGUCGUGGGUGCAGAAGCUUCGGAUCAGUUUGAAAGAUUUCGAAUCCCGAUUCCCUAAUGAGGAGAAAAGUAUUUACUACAAAAAAGCUCUUUAUCAACGAUAUGCGCCUUACUUUUGCUACGAUGGUUUAAUGAAGAGACUAACAAUCUUCGGAGACUUGGAUUAUCAAAAACCUUUGAAACGCUGGGAAUGGUAUGAGAAUCGCAUGGAUUAUCUCAAUUUGAUUAAAAUUGAUUUCGAGACCAAGCAAAUUGAAGAGAGUUUUAUACAAGGACGAAAGGAUUGUUUGAAAUAUUUUAGCCAUAAUGCUGAACCACACCAACCGAAAACCUUCUAUUUUUUUGACCAUCCAAGGUUGGAUUGUUUGAGAAUGAUGCAAGUAAUGCCGGAAAAGUAUGUUUUUCACUACAAUAACCGGGAAGAUUUAUGCUACUAUCAGGAGUUCCAAACUAAGCCGAAGGAACGAAUCAGGUGUCACGCAAAGUCAUUGAUGGAAAUCACUGAAAAGUUUAACCGCAACGAGAAAGUUCCUGUGAAUAAAGAUAUCGCUAUUCGCCAGUUUCAAUUAACACACGGUAAAAUUUUCCUUCAAUUUCAAUACGCGGCCGAUGCAAUUACAGCUUCCACACGAGAAUUCUUGAAGCCACCGAAACCGGAUUAUGGGGAAGAGAUUAUUUUUGAUCCACUUCAGACCAAUGGAUACAAUGCAAAUCCACUGGAAAAUCCUCCAACACAAGCUGAACUAUAUUUUUUACUCCUGGAUCAGCUGAAACGUGAGGAAACGCUGAAAAAAAUAUUCGAGAAACGUUGCACUGAGUAUGAGGAAUUACUCAACAGAAGGAAGAAUGAAAUGUUGAAUCCGAGGCUGGAGUUCAGCGUUUUCGACCCUCUACGGAAUGAGGGAGCUCGGCGGAUUAGAUUGGAAGAGUAUGAAGAGGAGCGGAUACGGAAGGAAAUAGCAAAACUGCAGGAUCCGGACUUUUUGGCCCCCUAUCUAGUUCUUUACGAAAGACGCAAGCCUAAUUUUGAGGAAUCUUGGGCUGCAUAUAAUGCGUGUUUGAGUGACCUUAAAAGUCGUUACACGAACCUACUUAAUGAACUUCAAAGGCGAUAUGAGGAUCUUACAUCGGAGGCCCGAGCUCUGAAAAAGUUUAUGUCCCGAUUCCAGGACCAAUUCGACGACUUUGAUUACGAUCGGUUGAUAAAGGAGGCGAAGAACAUUGAACUCAACAAACGGAUGGUCCAGCAACGUCUGAUUCUGACCCAUGAGGAAGCCCAACGAAAAUAUGAGAAAGUCAAGGAAUCAUUGCUGGGUGACGAACGCUUACAUCUACGAAAGGCAGCAGCCUUCAAUUAGGAAAGGAUUCCCCAAUGUUUCGUAUUUAUUUUAUUUCACUAUUGUCCAUAUGAUAUAUGCAUGAUUUUGUGACUG
Hermetia illucens (black soldier fly) is the source of this 2971-nucleotide messenger RNA. RefSeq names its product coiled-coil domain-containing protein lobo (gene lobo). Gene Ontology annotation, cellular component: motile cilium. Bases 101 to 2896 code for a protein of 931 amino acids. The record is from RefSeq and is a predicted model, not a curated record. The transcript has 11 exons. Gene Ontology annotation, biological process: flagellated sperm motility. NCBI's taxonomy places the organism in Eukaryota, Metazoa, Arthropoda, Insecta, Diptera, Stratiomyidae.